Paramecium pentaurelia is the source of this 1004-nucleotide messenger RNA. Lineage: Eukaryota; Ciliophora; Oligohymenophorea; Peniculida; Parameciidae. The record is from the annotation of a GenBank genome assembly.
AAUGAAUAAAUAAUACAUACCAGCGAAAGCACAAGAAAAAAUAUUUGGUUUAAUUCUUAAGAGACCAGAAAAUUUAAAUUGUGCUGAUUGUGCAACAAAAGGACCUCGUUGGGUUAGUUUAGAUUAUGGUAUAUUCAUUUGUAUGGAUUGUGCAGGUUAAACUUUAUUUUCAUUUUUUAGGAGCUCAUAGAACAUUAGGUCCUAGUGUUACAAGAGUAAGAUCGACUAAUAUAGAUGGAUGGUAUUAAGAAAAUAUUGAUAUUAUGGAAUCUAUUGGUAAUGGAACUGCAAAUUCAUAUUGGGAAAAUAAAAUGCCUAAAGAUUAUAUGUAAAUAAUUACAAAUAUCAAUUAAAUAGCAAACCUACUAUUAAUUAAGGUCUAGAUUCAUUAAUUAGAUUUGUAUAGGAAAAGUAUGUGAAAAAGAGAUUCAUACCUUAAAUAUCAUGUCCUGAUCCUAAAUAAUAAUAUAUUCUGACUAAAACGUAAUAUAUAUCUUAUAUACUUAAUUAGAGCAGUUAAACCUUAUUAUUUUAAUUAGCAAGAAAUAAAAGUAGAGGAACCUAAAGUAAAAUUGGGCGAUUUGAUUGAUUUUGAAGAUGACUUUUUUGGAGUCAAAAAACCUAUUGUAUAAGUUGAGGAAAACUAAGGAUAAAAUACUCAUUAAGGUACUACACGUUCAUUGUCACCUGAAAAAGAUUUCACAGAAUAUAUAUAAGCAACUCCUAAUAUUAAUCAACCUAUCCAUUCAUUACCUUCUUUAGACAUACUUACACUCUACAAAUCAGAAUCUUAAUAGACAUAAUAGUCUUAAUAAAUAAUACCAAAUAAGAACUCAAAUUAUGCUUAUUUAUCUAAUAUGGGAUAAUAAUAAAAUAGUGGUUUUUAUAAUUAAUAAUUAAAUUAUUAACAACAUCUUUAUUAAUAAUAAUAAUAAUAAUAAUAAUAUUAAUAAAAAAAUCAAUCGAAUGGACCUAUCAAUAUUAUGGAUUUAUAUUAAAAAUGA